Molecule: messenger RNA, 183 nt
Organism: Beauveria bassiana ARSEF 2860
Lineage: Eukaryota; Fungi; Ascomycota; Sordariomycetes; Hypocreales; Cordycipitaceae
Exons: 2
Coding region: 1-183 (60 amino acids)
Source: RefSeq, a predicted model, not a curated record
AUGGCCAUCAGAAAAUCACGGCCGUCAAAAGAACAUCACGGCCAUCAGACAAGAGCCCGCACGUGCCACCUCGAGCACCCGAACACGCUCCGUUACCUCACCCGGCCCCGCGCCGUUUACGCCGCCUCCUUCAAGCCCCCACCCGCCCGGGCAUGCCCGCUUUCCCCACCGACGAAGGUAUAA